CCGCCACGCCAGUGAGAGAAAGUUGGCCGCGGCGAGCGAACGAGUCUCGCGGUUUGCGGCGCGCCGCGCACGCUACGAUCGCGCACGACUCGAAUACCGGCGCCCGGCAUCGCUGCCCUUGCACUUCAGCUAAACAAAUGCGGCUGAAUGUCUAUAAAAACUCUAUGAAAAUUUCCGCAUUCUAUGUGUUAUAAUUAUGUAUGUGUGAAUGAAAACUUUUGACAAUUAAUUGGGACUAGGAAUUAGACAGUAGGACUGUUUUUAAAGGACGAUGCAGUGCUAUCCUAAGUUGUCACCUAAGCGAGAGCCAUCCGACGGAGGCUACGAGGGAGAGAUGUUGCCGGGCGCGCGUCGACUUGAGCUACCGGCGCCCCCGGGCAAGGAGUUCCGUGCGCCCGUGCUGAUGCCGCCGGCGCCGAACCAUUCGGUGAUCCAGUGCAUGCGGCCUCCACCUCCACCGCCGCCACCGCCGCCGCCAAGGAUGCUCAAGCCGCCUUCCUUUGAAGAACCUUCCAGCUCCAUUCCAGAUUUAGAAUUCGAUGGAACUACAGUGUUAUGCAGAGUUUGUGGCGACAAAGCCAGUGGGUUCCAUUACGGUGUCCAUUCCUGUGAAGGGUGCAAGGGCUUCUUUCGGCGGUCCAUACAACAGAAGAUCCAGUACAGGCCCUGCACGAAAAACCAACAGUGCUCCAUCCUUAGAAUCAACAGAAAUCGGUGUCAGUAUUGCAGACUGAAAAAAUGCAUCGCUGUUGGCAUGAGCAGAGAUGCCGUCCGAUUCGGACGCGUGCCAAAGCGCGAGAAAGCGCGAAUCCUUGCUGCCAUGCAGCAGUCGUCGACGAGCCGCGCCCACGAGGCACUGGCGGCCGCGGAGCUGGACGACGGCCCCCGGCUGCUGGCGCGGGUGGUGCGAGCUCAUCUCGACACCUGCGAGUUCACCAGAGAACGCGUCGCUGCGAUGCGCAAGCGUGCUCGCGAUUGUCCCACCUAUUCACAACCAACUUUGGCAUGCCCACUAAACCCGGCGCCAGAGUUGCAGUCAGAAAAAGAAUUUUCACAAAGAUUUGCACACGUGAUUCGUGGUGUGAUCGACUUCGCCGGUCUCAUUCCCGGUUUCCAGCUGCUCACUCAGGACGACAAGUUCACGUUGCUCAAGAGUGGCCUCUUUGAUGCGCUAUUCGUGCGACUCAUCUGCAUGUUUGACGCGCCGCUCAAUAGCAUUAUCUGUCUAAACGGCCAGCUCAUGAAGCGGGACUCCAUCCAGAGCGGUGCCAAUGCAAGGUUCCUUGUAGACUCUACAUUUAAAUUUGCCGAGCGUAUGAAUUCUAUGAACUUAACAGAUGCGGAAAUCGGCUUAUUCUGCGCUAUCGUUCUCAUUACGCCUGACAGGCCAGGUUUACGGAAUAUUGAACUAGUUGAGAGAAUGCAUUCAAGACUCAAGGCGUGCUUACAGACUGUAAUCGCACAGAAUAGGUCUGACAGACCUGGCUUCCUUCGCGAGUUGAUGGAUACUCUUCCUGAUUUACGAACACUUAGUACACUCCACACGGAAAAGUUGGUUGUAUUUCGCACGGAGCAUAAAGAGCUGUUGCGGCAACAAAUGUGGGGCGAAGAAGAAGGGGUAUCAUGGGCAGACUCAGUUGCAGAUGAAUCCGCACGAAGCCCUAUAGGGUCAGUAUCCAGCAGUGAAUCUGGAGAAACGGCUGGUGAUUGCGGCACUCCACUUUUGGCCGCAACUCUAGCUGGCAGACGACGCCUCGACUCCCGAGGCUCCGUCGAUGAAGAAGCGCUAGGCGUGGCUCAUCUUGCUCACAAUGGACUCACUGUCACUCCCGUGCGUCCACCGCCACGCUACCGAAAGCUCGAUUCGCCUACAGAUUCUGGUAUCGAGUCUGGCAAUGAGAAACAUGAGAGAAUAGUCGGCCCCGGCUCUGGCUGCUCCAGCCCCAGGUCGUCCCUCGAAGAACACUCUGAGGACAGACGACCAAUUGCACCAGCAGACGAUAUGCCUGUGCUCAAGCGCGUUCUGCAGGCGCCACCUCUAUAUGACGCCGGUUUGCUAAUGGACGAAGCUUACAAACCGCACAAGAAAUUCCGAGCAAUGCGUCGUGACACAGGUGAAGCCGAGGCACGCCCAGUGAGGCCGACGCCGUCGCCGCAGCCACCGCAGCACCCACAUCCCGCGAGUCCUGUACACCCAGCCCAUUCGCCGCGGCCAAUGCGAGCAUCUCUUUCAUCAACGCAUUCUGUAUUGGCUAAAAGUUUGAUGGAAGGCCCACGGAUGACCCCUGAGCAGCUAAAGCGCACAGACAUCAUCCAACAGUAUAUGCGACGCGGUGAGACCAGCGCCGCUGAAGGCUGCCCGCUGCGAGCUGGCGGUCUGCUAACUUGCUACCGGGGUACUUCGCCGGCGCCGCAGUCAGUGCUAGCGCUCCAAGUAGACGUGGCGGAGGCCGAUGCGCCACAGCCCUUGAACCUAUCCAAAAAGUCGCCAUCGCCAUCGCCGCCUCCGCCGCCCCCGCGCUCCUACAUGCCACCCAUGUUACCGGCGUGAGGCCGGCCCGCGGAGCCGCACGUCUCCGCCACCCCACCCCGACCUACUUUAAAUUAAUGAAAAACUAGUUUAAUCGUUCGCAGAUCGUUUUAAUAUAUUAUAUGUGAUAAUUCGUUUAGGACGCGUGCGUGCGUGGCCGGCGCCGGACGAGGAGAGCGCAAUAGACUGAAAAAUAAUUUAAGACUAUAAGUGUAAUUUAUAUGCAAUGCAGCGCCGGUCGCGGUGUGUUUGUGUGUGUAUUGUAUGUGCGUAUGUGAGCGUGCUCAGUCAUUUGUUUGUUAAUAUGACAGGUUGUCGAAUUAAAAUAAAACAAACUUGUAAAAAUUUAAA
Amyelois transitella is the source of this 2881-nucleotide messenger RNA. RefSeq names its product ecdysone-inducible protein E75 (gene Eip75B). Lineage: Eukaryota; Metazoa; Arthropoda; Insecta; Lepidoptera; Pyralidae. Bases 272 to 2551 code for a protein of 759 amino acids. Gene Ontology annotation, molecular function: RNA polymerase II cis-regulatory region sequence-specific DNA binding; zinc ion binding; nuclear receptor activity. Gene Ontology annotation, biological process: cell differentiation; hormone-mediated signaling pathway; positive regulation of transcription by RNA polymerase II. The record is from RefSeq and is a predicted model, not a curated record. The transcript is spliced from 5 exons.